This is a messenger RNA of Salvelinus namaycush (lake trout), 1667 nucleotides long. RefSeq lists its product as uncharacterized. The transcript is spliced from 8 exons. Bases 525 to 1364 code for a protein of 279 amino acids. The record is from RefSeq and is a predicted model, not a curated record. Lineage: Eukaryota; Metazoa; Chordata; Actinopteri; Salmoniformes; Salmonidae.
UUGCUUAAUGGACGUACGUUCAUCACAUUAUCUAGCUAAAUAAGGGAAGCCUAUAACUAAAAAGUAAAAGACGGUCCAAAUUUUUGAGUCAUCUAACAACACCAUGAAUGAAGAUGACACAAAUCUAGGCAUGGAUCAUAUAUCAACCGCAGUAUUAAAAGCUGCUAAUAUAAGCACAGGCAUGCUGCCCAGCCUCUCUAAGGAGGAUUUCUGUGAUCUUUCUCGGGCCAGAGCACUUCUUCAGAAGGAGAACCAUUUGGAGAUUUACUCAUGGUGAAAAUGAGAGAGCAGCAGGGGAUGACUUCCAGUAUCCAUGCAGCCGUGAACUCACUGUAAUGGCGAAGCGUCUCAUAGAGUACUACCCAAUGCUGCGGGACAGAUCUACAACCAGUGGAGCUGAGUGGGAAUCUGUGAAGAAGCAGCUUUUGAAAAGGAUUCAGAAUGUGACAACCCCCAAAAAGAAGUAGGGAGCGACUCCUUCAAGAAAGAGGCCACGAAGCCUUAGAUUUCAGAGCAGCCAGGAGAUGUCCACUGAUGAGACUGAUGAAUCCACCUCCUCAACCCUGAUCUUGGAGAGAUCCCCACAAUCUAGAUGCAGCACCCCAGAGGUUGAACAGUUGGGUGAAACUACUGAGAGCCUACAGAACCAGACCAGACAUUAUAAAACUCUACAGGAGAUGUACAAAACCAAGGCCAGACCCAACCAGAAGGAUGUUUCCCAGCUCCUGGACCUUGAAUUCCAAGCAAGACGGGCCUUCAUCGACUCUGAUGCUACUAAGGAGCAGGACAGGCCUACCAAGAUACUUCAAGCGUAUCCCUGCUUCAGAGAACUGGAUCAUGUUAUGGAUGAACUCCGGCGGAUCCUCGAUCAAGGGAACUCCCGCUUCAUACCUGAACUGAAGACCCGCUGGGGGACCUUUUACAACAAGGCACAGUUUUAUGGAGUGUUCAAAAAGGUCAUGAAGCCACCGCUGCUGGACAAAGUGAAGCACUCAAUCGCCAUGAUGAAGGAUUUACCAGAUAUGUUCCCAUCACCUGUGGCUCCACCGAAGAAGUUAGGACAUGCAAGUGAGGCUAUGCUUCACAUCCUUGAGUCUGCAGAAGAGCCCAACACCUUUCUUCAGGCGAGACCACUCUUCAGCCCUGUCGUGAAUGUCUGCGAAACCAACUGCGUACUGGCCAUUGGAACCAUGCCUGUGGUGACCUUCCCAAAAGAGGACAUCUAUGCCAGCGUGAUGUAUCUCAUGGCGUGUUAUUACGCCUUUCACCUCACAUAUCCCAAGUGCAUUGCGACACUCCUCUCUGUGCUGCAGACAGAAGUCCUCUCGGACGCAAUCCAUGACCGGGACAUGACUUCUUCAUAGAAAAAGGCUAUGGUCGAGUGGAAAAAGUUAAUUACUGACUAGGGUUGCACAAUACAAUUUUUUAAUUUCCAGUCCCGAUAACAGAACUGUGUGUAUUGGCCCAUCCGAGAACCGAUCCGAUAACCUUUAAUAAAUAGGCAGGGCGUUUGUUGUUUAUUAUAAGAAGGUUUAAAGCACUUAUGUUUGUUAUCUUCCCAUUGGUCUUACAUUUUCACCUUGACCACCAAUGGCCUUUGUUGUUGUUUUUGCAUCCUUUGUUCUGCCCGUAUCAGCCUCUGGAUAUACUGAGUCCUCAAUAAAGAA